Messenger RNA from Xiphias gladius (swordfish), 2697 nucleotides. It is a transcript of the gene amh, whose product is annotated as anti-Mullerian hormone. Gene Ontology annotation, biological process: gonad development. Gene Ontology annotation, molecular function: growth factor activity. The record is from RefSeq and is a predicted model, not a curated record. NCBI's taxonomy places the organism in Eukaryota, Metazoa, Chordata, Actinopteri, Istiophoriformes, Xiphiidae. The transcript is spliced from 7 exons. The coding region runs from base 758 to 2404 and encodes 548 amino acids.
CACACUUCAAUUCAAGUGAGAUGAAUUACACAGCCAGACAAAUAACAACCUGAGCGUCGUAGUCAACAUCUUGAGGCAGAUGAACACCUGUGCACCUGCUAAACCCUUUACAACAACGCUUAAUAACGACGAACACACAGUUACAUAUAAAGAGGGUUUUUUUUUUUUCUCAAUAGAUCACGUCUACCGACUUGCGCAACAGUCGGUAAUUUGCGUGAGUUAGAUUUACACAUGCUGACGGCGGUAGCGAUGUCGAUGGCGAACGUGAGCCAGACCCAUGAUUUCAGACUGCAAAUCCGUCACCUACCGGUGUUACGACGCGCAGUGCGGCGAAAAACGACCGAAAACGCCCGAAGUUGCGUCUUUUUGAGGACGAAAAAAAAAGAAAAGAAAUCUGCCUGUGAUUUCCUGUCCUGACAGUGGAGCCUGCACGGGAAGCGGCUCCACGCAGGAGUCCUGCAGGCAGUCCCCUCUUUUGUUAGACUAUCAUGGCCUCUCGUUAUCUGCGUCUCACCUGCUUCCUGGGGCUGGAAGGGGAGAAAAAGCCCCUUUCUGCGCAGCAAACUCUCGGGCAGAACCCAGAAUCCAAAUCAGCAAUGAUAUUCAUGAUAUUCCUAUUUUUGGAAGCGUGUCCCCCAGACAGUGAGGAGGGAAGGUAGGCGUACAUAACUCCCAUCCUCUGGAGCUUGACCCCUUCAAAACGAGCGAUUGAGAAAGGUCUGAGAACACAGGCACACACACACAGAGACAGUGAAGUAUGUGGGUUGUGAAUGUCUUCCACUGGGGAGUGUUGAUGCUCUGCUGGACCGAGCUCUGUGUGGCUCUGCACGUCUCUCAUGGACAUCAGCUGGUCCCGGACCACAAUCCCACAAUGGCAGUCAACGGAGACCACCACAAAAUGAACUCAACAGAGACUCGGGAAAAAACCUCUUCGGCCUCCACGGUUUCUCAUCACGCCCCUCACAACGCUCCGUGCUAUGUGGACGACAUAUUUGCAGCGUUGCGUGAAGGUGUGGGGAGCAACGGUGAACUCUCCAACAGAAGUUUGACUCUGUUUGGAAUCUGCGCAUUAUCUGACAAUUCAUCAGGCUCAGUCUUACUGGAGCUCGCUGAGGAAACAAACAGAAACCAGAGGAAUGGACUGGAGGUUGUGCAUCCAACUGGAGUGCUUGUGGCAGAGGAAGAGGACAGAGGAACGCUGAGUUUGACCUUUGACCUCCCACAGUCUCCUUUGCUCAAGCUGAGCCCUGUGCUGCUCUUGGUGUUUGGGAGUCCACACGGAGGCGGAGACCUGGAUGUCACUUUCACUAGUCAGUCUCUGCAGCCUAGCACACAGUCUGCGUGCGUUUCAGGAGAAACGCAGUUCAUACUACUGACAGGAAAAGCAUCACAGGGCAAAGGUCGCCAGAAAUGGAGGAUUUCUGUUGAGACAAAAUCCCCAGAUAAGAAGCAGAGCCUAAAAGACGUCCUCAUUGGUGAAAAAUCAGGAAGUAACAUCAGCAUAAAUCCACUUCUGCUUUUCUCUUGGGAAACAGGAACUGAUACAAGAUAUAGAAAUGUCUCAGGUUCAUCCCCGGCCUCUUCACACACCUUCUCCUUCCUAUGUGAGCUGAAGCGGUUCCUGGGUGACGUUCUGCCAGGAACCGCUAGCCGGACGUCAGGGGUUCCUGAAUCCCCUCCGCUCAAGCUGGACUCUUUACAGUCCAUGCCUCCCCUGUCACUGGGCUUAUCCUCCAGCGAGACCCUGCUGGCAGGACUGAUCAACUCAUCGUCCCCCAUCGUCUUUUCCUUCAAUAGAAUGGGCUCCAUGUUUCAGGCGCAUCAUGGACAGUUGGCCCUGUCUCCUGCACUGUUGGAGGAGCUCAGGCAGAGGUUGGAGCAGAUUGUGAAGCAGAUAAUGGAGGUAAUAAGGGAGGGGGAGGUGGGGCACAGGGCCACAGAGAGGCUGGUGAGGCUCAAAGAACUCAGUGUGUUACCGAAGAGGGAACCGGCAGCAGGAGGGAGACAGUACCAUGCAUUUCUUCUCCUGAAGGCCCUGCAGACGGUGGCCCGUAAGUAUGAGCUGCAGAGAGGACUGCGGGCCACCAGAGCGGGCCCCGACAACCCAGUGAGGCGCAAUGUUUGCGGGCUGAGGAGCCUCACCAUCUCCCUUGAAAAGCAUCUCGUGGGGCCAAACACCGCAAACAUCAACAACUGCCACGGCUCUUGUGCUUUCCCACUGUUCAAUGCCAACAACCACGCCGUCCUGCUCAACUCCCACAUUGAGAGCGAGAAUGCGGACGAGCGGGCUCCGUGCUGCGUGCCUGUGGCCUACGAAGCCCUUGAGGUGGUGGAUCUGAAUGAACAUGGGACUUAUCUCUCCAUUAAACCAGAUGUAAUAGCAAAGGAGUGCGGAUGCCGCUAAAGCUGCUUUCCCUUUGAAGUGUAUUUGUGACACCAAAGAUAUUUUACUUGUUUGGUUUAAUUGUAACUGACCGUAGCUUGUUAGGUGGAGGAAAAGUGUCACUUCACUUUUUCCACAGUAUUAAUACACUGGCAGAAAGUGCACGUUAAUUCAGAGAGGCCUCUUUAUAUGCCUCCUUGGAGUAGAUGCACUCAUCAAAAUGUUUCAUACACUUACAAAUAAUCAAGAAACAAAAAUAUAUGUUAAAAGAUAUUUAAUAUUAUAAUUCAAGCAUCAGUAUUAUCAUCUUCCUC